AAUCCUUCCUCCCCUUCACCUUGGAAGCUCAACUCAACUACGCACCUAGUCAUUCUGCUGGGUCACCCACGCUAGGAAAGACAACUCCUCCACUCCUCUAUUCUUCCAGGAUCGUUAGGUGGGUUGGCAAUGCGUACCAUGCGGAAGCCCACCUUCACUCUGGUACUAUUUAUCAUGGGCGCCUUUAACGAACUGUACCCAUGCAGCACUUGACUAGCCCCAUACAAGGUUAUAGCCUACCAAGUUUAGCCGAUUGAGGAGUCUUGUCACGCUGACUGGUUUUGCCUUGCCUUGGGCUCAUCAGGGGAGCGGCUCCAACUUCCGACCAGUGUAUGCAGGAAUGGUAAUCCCACACACAAGGGUCCGCCUGAGCACUCCCCAAACAAUCUUUAUGGCAACAUCUUCCCCAGUAUGGUGUUGCACAUUUUCAAACUUUAUGGACGUAACAGUACGCAUCUGGCCAUCCCGCCGAAUCUCGCAUCAUCAAGUAGUGUUGUAUGUGGGAACAAAGGAGACUAUUCUGCCGCCGGAGUUUCCAUUGAGAUCUACAUGGAAAAUCAAGAAAAACUAAUAACCAAACAACUAGAAAGACCGAAGGGAAGAGAGAUGGUGAAAGACCCAAAAAUCACCAACUGCAUUUAAAAGCAAAAAUUAGAUAGAGGAAGAUGUUGAUAUAAGAAGAAGAGCAACACAAGAGCGAUUCACCAAUCAUGGAAGAGAGGUGACGUGUACGAGUUACCUAAUUUGUACAAUUACUUUUUAGCUCAAAGUAUUUUUGCUAUCAUAAACUAGUUAUAAAAUUUACAAUCUUAGACGAAAGCCCUGUGUAUAUGAACCUGAACAUGAUAGUAUACUGAAGUAGCUUAAAAAGCCAUCGGUGAUUAAUAUUAGCAUGAAUACACUGAGAAAAGGAUUAUUUGUUUAAGCAUGUUGCUAUGUGAUGUGGAAACUGUGAAAUGAUUUAUGCAUGAGAAACAUUAUUUAUUGGAUUCUUUGAAUCGUAUGAGAUGAUGUAGUUGGUCAAAAUUAAUAUCUGAAUUCAUUUGAAAUGUGAACUUAAGUAUCUUGCAUGCCACAAUAUUCUUUGAUCAAUAUUAUUCAAUCAACAAUGAGCAUUCUCGUUACAUAUACUUUGUACAAGCUUUUAUUUUGCAGAUAAAUUUUAAAAGUAAGAGCAAGGCUAAUAAGCCUGGAAGCCACGACCACAAAAUGAAGAAAAACCUAACUACGGUAGGUUCCGGCCUCGGAAAAUAGACCUCUGGCACCAGAUAAGCCGAGUUGAGGAAAUGGAGACCCCAACCACAGCAGAUGCCAGCCUCGGAAAUAGACUUCUGGCACCACUAAACUGAGUUGAAGAAGUGAAGACCCCAACUAUAGCAGGUGUGAUGGAAAUAUCAUUGUUGAGAACACUUCUCAAUAACAUCUCCUCUUUUUUAUGUUUAUCAUCAGUUGAAAACUUCAGCUCCAACCUAGUGCAGAAGUAUUGCCAGAAGGCAAAAGAGAUAUUGAAGUUGUUGAAGCCAAUACUUUGUGCUUUUGUUGAUUUUGAAAUAGCUUCUGAUGAAGUGCUUGAUAAUAUAUUUCGUGAAUUGUGCGAAUCUGUUGAUGAACUGAGGGAACUCUUCGAAAACUGGCAACCAUUGUCAAGUAAAGUUUAUUUUGUUCUGCAAAUUGAAUCAUUAAUAUCAAAGAUCCGGAACUUGGGUCUGGAUUUUUUUCAGCUGUUGAAGUCUUCCCGUGAACAUUUCCCUGAUGAAUUAAGUUCAUCGUCCCUUGAGUACUGCACACUGAAAAUUAAGCCAAUGGGAUAUGAACAAACAUCAUCUAUUGUUAGAGAAGCUAUUAGGAUUCAAGCGGAGAGUGUUGAAUCUAGCUCUGAGAUUCUGGUGAAAGUCGCAGAGAGUUUAAACUUAAGAUCCAAUCAAGAUAUUCUGAUUGAAGUGGUAGCCCUUGAGAAGUUGAAGGAGAAUGCUGAACAAGUGGAAAACACCAUGGAACCCGAGUUAUUCGAUCAAAUGAUUUCUCUUGUCACCUGCAUGCGUGAUCGUCUUGUUCUGAUAAAACAGUCUCAGACCAAUGGCCCAGUCCCAAUACCAGGUGAUUUUUGCUGUCCUCUUUCUCUUGAAUUGAUGAGUGAUCCAGUGAUUGUGGCAUCUGGGCAAACCUAUGAGCGAGCAUUCAUUAAAAAUUGGAUUGAACUUGGGCUCACUGUAUGCCCAAAGACAAGGCAGACUCUUGAUCGCUCCAAUCUGAUACCUAAUUACACUGUAAAGGCUUUAAUUGCAAAUUGGUGCGAGUCCAACAAUGUGAAGCCGUGUGAUCCUGUAAAGUCAUUGAGCUUCAAUCAGCCCUCACCUCUCCUUGUACAUGCUGAGUCUGGUGCCAUAUCCAGGGAUUCACAUGUUUUUCCUCAAUCCAGGGGCGACGAACCGAUGUCACCUGAGUCAACUCAGUCUACUGGUUCUCCUAGAAUGAAUUGGAUCUCUUCUAGUGGGAUUUGUCAAGAGGGAACUUCUCCACUUCAUCCCUGUUCUACAUCUGAGAAUUCCUUAUUAGGUGUAGUAGAAAACAAACUGGGUUUGGACAUGAUAAUAUCACUAACAAGUUCUGAGGAAAGGUCGGCUAACUUGGAUGAAAGGAGCGUGGAUUCAAUUGUCUACCAUCCUGUAUCACCAUCUAGGAAGCAAGUUUUGAAUGCUGUUAGAGCUGAUGGACCAAUAACUCAGAACCACCAUAGAAAUGCUUCAGCCUCCAGUGCAAUUGCUAAUGGAAAUUUUCCUCAAGGAGUACAUGCAGAUGCUAAUGAGUGUUCAGCUAUGUCAAACCAUCUUGCUCCCUGCACUAGUGAUACUUCAGGUGAAAUAGAAACAGAGCCUGUUGAAAUAGAAACAGAGCCACAGGCUUCUACUACUUUGAACACCCCUCAUAGAGAACCUGAGUUCUCACCCCGUGUGGUUGAGACACGAUCUCGAAGUCAAACAAUCUGGCGGCAGCCGAUAGAUAGGCUUGUUCCAAGAGUAGUUUCUUCUUCUGCUGUGGGAACAAGAGCUAAUCUUUCUGGUGUUGAAACCAAUGUUCGGAAGCUGGUUGAGGACUUGAAGAGCAAUUCAGUUGAUUCUCAAAGAGAGGCAACGGCUGAACUCAGGACACUUGCUAAACACAACACGGACAAUAGGAUUGUUAUAGCAAACUGUGGAGCCAUUAACUUGUUAGUUAACUUGCUUCGAUCAACUGACAUGAAAAUUCAAGAAAAUGCUGUCACAGCACUCCUUAACUUGUCAAUUAAUGAUAACAACAAAACAGCAAUUACCAAUGUUGAUGCUAUUGAACCUCUUAUUCAUGUUCUAGAAACAGGAGCUCCGGAGGCAAAGGAGAAUUCAGCUGCUACUCUGUUUAGCCUAUCGGUAAUCGAGGAUAACAAGGUCAGGAUAGGACGGUCUGGGGCUGUGAGACCUCUGGUUGAUUUGUUGGGGAAUGGAAGACCGCGGGGAAAGAAGGAUGCAGCCGCAGCUUUGUUUAAUUUGUCAAUACUUCAUGAAAACAAAGCCCAAAUUGUGCAAGCUGGUGCUGUUAAGCACCUUGUGGAGUUGAUGGACCCAGCAGCUGGGAUGGUUGACAAAGCAGUUGCUGUUUUGGCUAAUCUUGCUACAAUUCCUGAUGGAAGGAGUGCAAUUGAUCAAGAGGGUGGGAUCCCUUUUCUGGUUGAGAUUGUUGAGUUGGGUUCUGCAAGAGGGAAGGAAAAUGCUGCUGCUGCACUUUGGCAGCUUUGCAUAAAUGAUAAGAAGUUUUGCUACAUUGUGCUCCAAGAAGGUGCUGUACCGCCAUUAGUGGCUUUAUCGCGGUUCGGCACCCCAAGGGCUAAAGAAAAGGCUCGGUCAUUGCUUCAGUUCCUCAGAAUCCAGCGACAUGGCAAUGGUAGGGAAUGAGUUUUUUGCUUUUUAAGACUAACCAGCCAUUGCCAUGAGAGGUUUUGAUUGGAGUUCUAUACAGUGUAUAUGCAUAUUAAGGUUUUGCUGCCUGAAUUUUACAUUAUUUGUAGAGGAAAAUUUAUUUGUAGAGAACAUGAUUGAUUCAUCUUGUGAAAAUUCCUUUUUACUGGUGAACUAGUUGUUUUGCCCCG
Molecule: messenger RNA, 4120 nt
Organism: Manihot esculenta (cassava)
Lineage: Eukaryota; Viridiplantae; Streptophyta; Magnoliopsida; Malpighiales; Euphorbiaceae
Product: U-box domain-containing protein 4
Exons: 5
Coding region: 1386-3926 (846 amino acids)
Biological process (GO): protein ubiquitination
Cellular component (GO): nucleus; cytoplasm
Molecular function (GO): ubiquitin-protein transferase activity; protein binding
Source: RefSeq, a predicted model, not a curated record